UCUCCAGCCACAACAUCUAACAACGACCGAGAGCAUGAACCAGGACGAGAAUAAUGAUACCAUACCACCAGAGUAUCGUUUUGUGGAAGAAUGGCGAGCUGUCGUGGAGGAGGAAGCCAUCAUGAGCCAUCUGUCAACUCUACGCUUUGCGCCUGAAAGCAGUAUCCUGGUGACGCAUACACCUCCAAAUUCAGUUGCAAAGGAUCCACCUACCUCCCAGCUAGCGUUGUCGACCCUUGCUCCCCUAAGGGACCAUCUGAGCGAGCGCCUCCAUAACCUCACGAAAGAGCAUGCACGCUUAAUUCUCUCACCUGGACCGCAUAACUCGACAGUUGCUUUCCGACGUGAUAUAUUGAUUACACUUCAGGAUAUUAUCGCUGCUCAGGGUAGCAUAAGGCACCAAUAUACCCAUGAGGCAGACUUACGAAGGUCACAACUGUGUGCUGUCAGCGAAUAUGCGGAGAAGGAAAGAAAGAUCCUUCAAGCAAUGAGUGAGAGUACCAAAGACAUUGAGAGAUAAAGACUUCAGUAUGUCUGGGAGCGUGAUGGAAUUCAGUCGGAAAUAUCCGAUCUCGAAGCCCGCUUGGCUGACGUGCGCCGCCGCAAAUCACAACUA
Molecule: messenger RNA, 616 nt
Organism: Saitoella complicata NRRL Y-17804
Lineage: Eukaryota; Fungi; Ascomycota; Saitoellomycetes; Saitoellales; Saitoellaceae
Exons: 3
Coding region: 35-520 (161 amino acids)
Source: RefSeq, a predicted model, not a curated record